Molecule: messenger RNA, 2664 nt
Organism: Scheffersomyces amazonensis
Lineage: Eukaryota; Fungi; Ascomycota; Pichiomycetes; Serinales; Debaryomycetaceae
Gene: SEC15
Product: Rab GTPase-binding exocyst subunit
Exons: 1
Coding region: 49-2664 (871 amino acids)
Biological process (GO): Golgi to plasma membrane transport; exocytosis; intracellular protein transport
Cellular component (GO): membrane; exocyst
Source: RefSeq, a predicted model, not a curated record
GUUCACUAUUUAAAAUAAGCAUAGUACAAAGAAAAUCAUUAAGUAAAUAUGGUACCUUCAGUUUUGAAUGGUACAAAUGGUCAUGGAAAAUCUAAGAAUGUAAAAGGUAAAUCAAAUGGAUCAAAUGGAAAUGGUUUAGUGGAUACAAUUCCAUUAGAGAAUUUACUCUUAAGAGACGAUGAUAUAUUCGAAACUUCACUUAAUUCAGAAGAUUAUUUGGAUAGUUUAGCACCUAUAUUAAAGGAAUCUAUUAAAGCAAAUGGAUUAUCUGAUUUAAUAUCCAAAUUAACUGUUAUUGUAGAUAAAAAAGAUGAAGAAUUGAAUCAACUAUCAUUAGAUUCAACUGAUGAAAUUAAUGCAUGUAUUGAUUCAAUUGAUAAAAUUAAUGAAAUAUCAUUUACAUUAAAUUCCAAUCUUAAUGAAAUAAGUAAACAAUUAAAUAAAUCUGCUCAUGAUGUAAUGUCAAAAAAGAAGUUUUUAAUUAAAUCAAAGGAAGUUUCAACUCAAAUUACAGAAACUCUGAAUGUAUUAAGUGAAUGUAUACAAGUAUUAGAAAUUACUAAUAAGAUUCAUGAUUUAAUUAAAGCAAAAAAAUAUUUUAAUGCUUUAAAAUUAAUUGAUGAACUUACAAAUGUUCAUUUAAAUAAAGUAGAAAAUUUCAGUUUUGGUAUAAAGAUUUAUGAAUCAAUUCCCCUUUUAACUAAAAUGAUUAAAGAUGAAUCAUUUGAUAAUCUUUGUAAAUGGUUAUCAAUUAAUUCUGAAAGAAGAUUAUCUACUAUUAGUGAUGGACUAUAUGAAAAUUUAUAUAAUUUACAAAAGAAUUGGUUUAAUUUAAAAAAGAAUAAACCAACUUUUAAACCUUAUAAAUUAAAUUCACCAGUUGAAAUAUCUUUAAGAGAUCCUAUAUUAAAUUAUAAUAUUUUUGAAGAUGAAACUUUACAAAUAAGUUUGGAUUCAUUAUAUGAUGUAAUCUUAGUAUAUCAAACAUUACAUGAAUCAGAUAAUUUAAAUAAUUUAUAUCAUAAAGAAUGGAUAAAGAAAUAUAAUAGAGUCAUUUAUCCUAUAACACUGGCUGCAACUGUAAAUUCUUCAAAUAUAGUAAAAUUUGAUGGUUUACCAGCUUUAGAAACUUAUUUAAGAAAAAUUGCUGCUUUCUUUGUUAUGGAUAAACAAAUUAAUUUAACUACAAAAUAUCAAUUAAGAUUAAAUUUAAAUGCCGAUGAUUUAUGGAAUUCAUAUGUAUCUAAAUUAAAACCAGUUUUAUUAAAUUUUCUAAGAACAAGUCAUUUUAAAAUAGAAACUUUAUCUGAUUUUAAAGAUUUAAUAGGUAACUUUAUACAAAUCUUAGAAAAUUAUAAUUAUCGAAUUACUGAAUUAUAUGAAGUUCUCAUUGUUAUAUUUAAAGAUUAUUUUGCUCCAAUGCAAAUUCAAGAUUUCUUAACUGAUUUUAAAGAAUCAAUUCAAUCUGAUCAUUAUAUGCCAUUAACUAUUGAUGAUAAAGCUGAUUAUGAUGGAAUAAUGAGUUUAAUAUUUUAUAAAGAUAAUGAAUCAUUUGCUCCAUCAAAUGUUCGAAAGAUGCCUAUAACAUUCCCAUUUAGUGAAGAUUAUGUUCAUUUUUGUUUAGGUAUACGUACAUUACUUAAAGAAAUUUUAGCAUUUACCGAUCAACAUUAUGGUUAUGAAUUAAAUGAAAUUAAUAAUAUUAUACUAAAUGAUAUAUUUGAAAGAGUAUUAGGUAAUGAAAAAGGUUAUGGUAUUGUAAGUUUUAUGCAUGAUUUUAUUGUUAAGAAUUCAUCAAAUAAGGAGAUUACAUCUCAAAGUUAUACUAAUUUGGAAUAUUAUUUAUAUGGUAUUUAUCAAAUUGGUAGAUUAGUUAAUAGAAGAUUAAGAUUACAUACUGGUUUAGGUAUUCAUAAUAUUGAUGCUAAUGAUACAUUUACAUUAAAAGCAGUUGAACAUUUCAAUACAUUAAGAAAAUUCAGUGAAAAUACUAUAUUUGAAAUGGUUGAUAGUAAAAUUACAGAAUUAUUAGAUAUGGUUGAAUAUAAUGAUUGGUUACCAACUAUAAAAAAUACUGAAGCUAAUUUCUCCAUUAAAGAUUUUGCAUUAUUCUUGGAAAAUUUAUUUACAUCUAUUUUUACUAAUUUACCUCAUACAUUAAGAACAUUAGGUUUAUUUAGAACUUAUGAUUUUGUGGCUCAACAUUUUCUUACUAUAUUAAAAGAGGCACCCUUCUAUAAUCGAACUGGGAUAGAGAAUUUUGAUCUUGAUAUUACAUAUGUUGAAAAUUCUAUGAAAAAAUUACAUAGAAGUUAUAAAGAUAAUGAAAAAAGUGAAACAGAAGGUAGUGUAAGUUUGGAAUCUACAUUUAGAGAUUUAAGGCAAUGUAUAGAUUUAUUAAAAUUAGAUAAUUAUGAAGAAUUUGUUAAGGUUCCAGCUUUUAGAAUGAGACAUUUUGAUAGAGUUAAAUUUGAAGAUGGUAUGAAAUUAAUUCAAAAAAUGCAUGGUUAUGAUUUUGAUAUUGGUUCAAGAGUUAAUACUCCAAUGGAAGAUGUAUUAAAUGCAUCCAAUUUAAGUGUUGAUCAACAAUCGAUUAUGUCUAAUAAUACUACUUCAAAAUUUGCUCAAUUUACAAAAUUUAUGAAGAAAAAUGAUGAUUACUAA